CAACUUCCGGUUAAUCGACUUUCUACUUUCACUUUGUCAGAAACACGCUGUAAAACUUAUAAUUCAUGAAAACGCUACUUCGUCAACGUUGCACCGAGAUGGUAGACAUUGCACAGAGAUGUGUAGGGGCAGUUGUUGGAUCUUUAGUGGCAGAUGCAGCAGCUAUGCCAGUACACUGGAUCUACGAUGUAGGGAAAAUGAAAAAGGUUGUAGAAGAUUGUCAGCAGAAGCCAGAGUUCCUGCCUGAAAGUCGCUGUCCUUUUUACUCUCUCCCAACUGGUAGAUACAGCAGCUAUGGGGAUCAGACAUUUGUUUUGCUGAAGUCUAUGGUAGAAAACAAAGGAUUAAACACAGACCAUUACAAGAAAUCCCUCUAUGAAAGGUUUGGCCCCAAAUCUGCUUAUGAAAUUGACCUGGGUCAUCCUAGAACCAAAGACGAUUUGCCAAUCCCAGGGCCCUGGAGACCAGCAUCACUGACAGAAUUUAUAAAGAAUUAUGACGAAGGAUUGACCAAGACUGGAAAAGCCACUGACGCACAGGCAGAUGGAUUUUCCAAGGUGGCACCAUUGGUAGCACUGUAUGCAGGAAACACUGCCAAGCUUGUCCAGGAAGUGGAAAAAGCAAUCCGGGUCACUCAGGAGGAUGCUAUUGCUGUUGAAUGUGGAUUGGCUGCUGCCAGUAUACUGGAAAAGUGUGUCCUUGGGAAAUCCAUAGAGGUGGCUGUCCGUGAGACACUCGAGUCCAGCAAUACAGACGUAAAAGCUUACAUACAGAAAGCUAUCGAUGGCAAAACAACACCUCAUACAGACUUUGUACAUCAAGUUGGAUCCAGUUGCAAGGUCCCUGGUAACUUUACCAACUCGGUUCACUGCCUACUUAACUCUAAUGGAGAGUUCCGUGACACUGUCGUCAUGACAAUAGUCCCCGGUGGCUGUAACUGCAGCAGGUGUGGCUUUGUGGGGGCUACUCUGGGGGCCGUCAAUGGAUUUAAGGCUAUACCAGAGGACUGGAUCAGCAAAACCUCCAACGGACAUGACCUGGUCAACUUUGCAAAUCAACUUGUUGGUUUAAGAGAAGGCUAAAACAAUUUUUCAUUUCAAUUUAUGGAAGUUUUCGCUUUAACAUAUAGACAGUACCUAAGGUGACAAUACCCUAAAUGGAUCACCAAUCUAUUGUUUUCUUCAUUCAUUGAAAAUUCUGUGGAUAAAUUAUAUAAGUUUAUGGUUGUAUCAAAAGAAGGAUUAUCCAUGGGUGUUCUUAGCAACAAAAUACUCACCCAGGGCUAACGUUGGAACGCUCUGACUUCACCAAUAAUCAUUUACGUUUUUUGCAAAUGUCAGUACCAAGAACGGAUCACGGCUUUAUUUUGCACUACAAAUGAACAUUUUUGUCAGCAUUUAACAUUUUAUAAUGAUCUUUGAAAUUUGUAUGAAUCCAAAUAUUUUUAUAGUUUGAAUUACUUCUACAGUCUGAAACAAAAUGUAUAGUAGUACUCUCGCAUGCCAUUUUCUAACAAGGUGAACAUAAAAAAAAAAAAAAUUGAGUUUGAAAUACAUCUUCUGAUGCUAUUUGAACUUAAAAAUUAACAAUCUCUAAACAUUAAAUGAUGCAUAACUAUAUAUUAUAAGAACACAUUAUUGUAAUAACUUUACUGUUGACACAUCGGUUAUUUCCGGAAGGAUGAAAAACAGCCGGAAAAUCUUGUAACAGAUGUCCGUUGCAUUUAUCUCUUUUUCUGUGCCUUAGGUCUUUUUAUUAUUUCUGUUUUUGUAACAGGCACAAAAAGUAAAAAUGUGAAUAUUUUCUGAAGACCCUCUUUGUCAUCAACCAGUUCUGUUAAUAUUUCUAUCGGGAGAUAUCUUCAUCUUUCUUCUUCUAAUAUUUCAUCAGCUUUUGAUUUCUAGUUGUUGAGAAUAUGAACGAAAUAAUUAACAUUUUCUAAAGUCUUGUUAUAGUCUUAACAUAAUUUAUUUAUGCAUCAUCACUCGUAAGAGAAACAAUAUUGCAUUUACGUUGAAAUCAACAAUGAUUUUCCAGACCACCAACCCAAGUUUAGCACUCCUUUUCUUACCCAGUAUUAUCUCAUUCUGAACAAGUAAAUAUCAGAUAUCAACAAAUUUUAAGUGCAAUGCUCUUUUUAGGCUUUGCCUUUUCAUAUUAUGUGCAACUAUGACAAUUUUAAUUUGCCAUGGACUUUCAAAACAAUUUUUACAAAACUUUUCCAUCCAGAUGUUUAUUCGUGAAUGUACCUGUCUAUACAGUGGUAAUAUGCUUUAAUCUAACCAAUGAAUACCUUUACAAUUGUUUUUCCUAAAUAAAUUGCUCUUAUAAAAAAGAUAUGAUUU
Mizuhopecten yessoensis (Yesso scallop) is the source of this 2345-nucleotide messenger RNA. RefSeq names its product crystallin J1A-like. Bases 66 to 1082 code for a protein of 338 amino acids. The transcript has 7 exons. The record is from RefSeq and is a predicted model, not a curated record. NCBI's taxonomy places the organism in Eukaryota, Metazoa, Mollusca, Bivalvia, Pectinida, Pectinidae.